Molecule: messenger RNA, 1618 nt
Organism: Balaenoptera acutorostrata (minke whale)
Lineage: Eukaryota; Metazoa; Chordata; Mammalia; Artiodactyla; Balaenopteridae
Gene: MRPL48
Product: mitochondrial ribosomal protein L48
Exons: 8
Coding region: 120-758 (212 amino acids)
Cellular component (GO): mitochondrial ribosome
Source: RefSeq, a predicted model, not a curated record
CGGAUAUUGUUACAGGACCGGAUUGAGGCUGUUCCGUCAGUGUUUUCGGAUGCCCAGCGGUCGCGGCUUCUUGGGCCGAUCUUCAGCUGGCACAAUUACAGGCCGCGCAGCAGCAAAGGAUGAAUGGAGCUCUGGGAAAGGCGCUGUGUCUGAGGAAUGAUACCAUUUUUAAGCAAGCCUUUUCCCUCUUGAGGUUCAGAACAUCAGGAGAGAAUCCUCUCUGUUCUGCAGGUGGCAUUCUGCUGAGCAUCAGUCGGCACUACAGGUCACAGCCCACGCAUGGCAUUGGAAGAUACAAGCACCUAGUUAAAGCACAAGAGCCCAGGAAGAAGAGGGGAAAAGUGGAAGUGAGACCCAUUAAUUUGGGGACAGAUUAUGAAUAUGGGGUUUUAAACAUUCACCUGACUGCAUAUGAUAUGGCCCUGGCAGAGAGUUAUGCCCAAUAUGUUCACAACCUCUGCAACCAUCUCUCCAUUAAAGUCGAGGAAAGUUAUGCGUUGCCCACCAAAACCGUGGAGGUGUUGCAGUUGCAGGACCAAGGCAGCAAAAUGCUCCUGGACUCAGUUCUCACCACCCAUGAGCGAGUGGUUCAGAUCAGCGGUUUGAGUGCUACAUUUGCAGAGAUUUUCUUGGAAAUAAUCCAAAGCAAUCUUCCUGAAGGAGUCAAACUGUCAGUGAGGGAGCACACUGAAGAAGACUUCAAAGGAAGGUUCAAAGCUCGGCCAGAACUGGAAGAACUGCUAGCCAAGUUGAACUAGCUCACUGCAGACCCUUUCAUGCCAGCACUGGUGAUACUGAGUGGCAACAGGAAGAGCUUCCUGGGUGGCCAAAGUUAAGCAGGAGACCCUGACCCUCAAUAUCAUAAGUACCCAUCUCUACAACCAGGAGUGCCUCCUCUCCUCUAUGGAGGAGUGCUUGCCGAUUGUCACCACUUUCCUUUGAGCCAACCCUAGGUAUCUUCCAUCUAAUAAAAAUCUGCUGUUGAUGGAUGUGUGUGUAUGUGAGAAGUCAGUCCAUCCUGUCGAGUAUAUUUAACUAAGGGAUUCAAUUUCUCUUUGCCUGGUGCUUUAGCACAUAAGCAUGUCCCCCUUCAGUAUUUCUCCAAUUAGAGUGAACUCAUCCUUUAAAUCAACCUGGCAUGGAGUCCCUUUAGUGAAGCAGACAAUCAUAAGUAAACUCUCUGUGGAUAGAAGGCAUAGGGAGGGAGAUUUUGUAUAUGAAAAAACCCUCCAGAUAGGAUCAGGGUCUGUCCAUAAGUGAAAAAAAAGUACCUUGUGGGGUAGUGAGUGACCUGUCACAAGUAUGCAGGUAGAUGUUACAUAACUGCAAAUUAGGGUUGCCUGGAAUGAGUUUAAGCAAAGAAUUAAAGGUUGAUCUUGGUCACGUGUCAGAAAACUACUACUUGUGAGCCAAAUCCCAACAACUGCCUAUGUGCUUUUUAAAAAUAACUUAUUGAGGUGAAAUUCACAUGUCACAGAAUGAACCAUUUUAAAGUGAAUAAUUCAGUGGUAUUUAAUGCAUUUGCAGUGUUGUGCAACCUCUAUCCAGCUCCAAAACCCCAUUGCCUGUUUUUGUAAAUAAAGGUUUAUUGGAACAGAGCCCUGCUCAUUCAUUUACA